CGGCAGUGCGCGUUAGCGGCGGCGCGGCGGGCUGGGCGCCUGGGCCGCUCCCGGGAGCCGGCGGCGCUUCUCUCCCUCCGCCUUCCCGUAGCUUCCAGCCUCCCUUGCUCUCCCCGCGCAGGAGGAUGAAUCUGGAGCGGCUGAGGAAGCGGGUGCGGCAGUACAUCGACCAGCAACAGUAUCAAAGUGCCCUAUUUUGGGCAGACAAAGUAGCUUCACUGUCUCAUGAGGAACCUCAAGAUAUCUAUUGGUUGGCCCAGUGUCUUUACCUAACAGCUCAAUAUCAUAGGGCAGCACAUGCCCUUCGAUCGCGGAAAUUGGAUAAGUUGUACGAAGCUUGUCGAUACCUUGCAGCUAGAUGUCAUUAUGCUGCAAAAGAACAUCAACAGGCCCUGGAUAUUCUUGAUAUGGAAGAACCAAUCAAUAAAAGGCUUUUCGAAAAGUACUUGAAAGAUGAAAGUGGAUUGAAAGACUCUGCCACAGACUGGGAGAUGUCACAGUCCUCUAUCAAGAGCUCUAUAUGCCUUUUGCGAGGGAAGAUCUAUGAUGCUUUGGAUAAUAGAACCCUAGCAACAUACAGCUACAAAGAGGCCUUGAAGCUUGAUGUUUACUGCUUUGAAGCAUUUGAUCUUUUAACAUCGCACCAUAUGCUGACAGCACAAGAAGAAAAAGAACUUCUUGAAUCUCUACCUCUUAGUAAACAAUGUACAGAAGAAGAACAAGAAUUGCUGCACUUCUUGUUUGAGAAUAAGUUGAAAAAGUAUAAUAAACCCAGUGAAACAGUGAUUCCUGAAUCUGUAGAUGGUCUCCAGGAAAACCUGGAUGUAGUAGUAUCCUUAGCUGAAAGGCAUUAUUAUAACUGUGACUUCAAAAUGUGUUACAAGCUUACUUCGGUAGUGAUGGAAAAAGAUCCUUUCCAUGCAAACUGUUUACCUGUGCAUAUAGGGACGCUUGUGGAGCUAAAUAAAGCAAAUGAGCUUUUCUAUCUUUCUCAUAAACUGGUGGACUUGUAUCCAAAUAAUCCUGUGUCAUGGUUUGCAGUAGGAUGCUACUAUCUCAUGGUUGGCCACAAAAAUGAACAUGCCAGAAGGUACCUCAGCAAAGCUACUACACUUGAGAGAACUUAUGGACCUGCAUGGAUAGCAUAUGGGCAUUCAUUUGCAGUUGAGAGUGAGCAUGACCAAGCAAUGGCUGCAUACUUCACAGCUGCACAACUCAUGAAAGGGUGCCAUUUGCCAAUGCUCUAUAUUGGGCUGGAAUAUGGUUUGACCAACAACUCCAAGUUAGCUGAAAGGUUUUUCAGCCAAGCUUUAAGUAUUGCACCUGAGGAUCCUUUCGUCAUGCAUGAAGUUGGAGUGGUUGCAUUUCAAAAUGGAGACUGGAAAACUGCAGAAAAAUGGUUUCUUGAUGCACUAGAAAAAAUUAAAGCUAUUGGAAAUGAGGUAACAGUUGAUAAGUGGGAACCUUUAUUGAACAACUUGGGACAUGUCUGCAGAAAACUCAAGAAAUAUGAAGAGGCACUAGAAUAUCAUCGCCAGGCUCUAGUACUAAUUCCUCAAAAUGCUUCAACUUAUUCUGCCAUUGGCUACAUUCAUAGUCUAAUGGGCAAUUUUGAAAGUGCAAUUGACUAUUUUCAUACGGCCCUUGGUCUUAGGAGGGAUGACACGUUUUCAGUCACAAUGCUUGGACAUUGCAUAGAAAUGUAUAUUGGCGAUUCUGAAGCUUACAUUGGAACAGAGAUCAAAGACAAAUUAAGAUGUUAUGAUUUUGAUGUACACACAAUGAAGACAUUAAAGAACAUUAUUUCACCUCCCUGGGAUUUCAGAGAAUUUGAUAUAGAAAGGCAAACUCUGGAUGAAAGUGGCAUAGUAACGUUAGAAACAUCACAUCAAAGGAAAAGUACAGAUACUAGUCGUCCACUGGAAGAAGCCUUUGAGAUUGAAAUGAAUGAAAGUGAUAUGAUGCUAGAAACAUCAAUGUCAGACCACAGUACAUGACUGUAAAUGCUGAUAGGGGGCUAAUUUUGUCUAGGUGUAUUAUCCUUGUUUUAGUGGUUUUGUUACUGUGUUAUACUUUCAGGAAUUUGCUAUUUUUAUAUGAAUUCAAACUGCUUCUCGGUACUUAACACCGGAGGAAUAAUGCUUGCCUUAAGGAUGUUAAAAAUAUAUGUAAGACUAUUUCCAACCUUAUUAUUUCUACAAAAUUAACCAUACAAAAUGAAAUAAAAAAUAAAUUCACAUUUUUUAAAUUGUUUACUUUUCCCUGUGACUGCCAUCGUAAGACUGGAGGUUUAAAAGUAAUACUUAAAAAUGAAUUGGUUACUAUGUUGUUAAAUUGAGUAGCUGGGGUCUAAUAUGUUGUGGCUUCUGAGUUUUCAUCUUGUCUGUGAGGAAUGCUUUGUAGUAAAUAGGCCAAAAACUCCAUGAAGUUCAAUGCUUAUUACUCCUUAAAGGAAUAUAUAUUUAUAAAGUAAUUCUGAUGAUUUUCGUCAGUUAACUCUAACUUGGCGUAUGUUAAAUUCAUUACACAGCAUGUUAGUUUGUUAUACUUUUUGUCCUAAUUAUUAACUCCAGUUCUUCACCAUUAUUCUGUGUUGUAUCACUGAAAGAUAACUUAAGAACUGUUUUUGGUAAGUUGACUAGACAACAAAUGUGAGUGACCUAAGUAUUAAGAUAAAUCAAUGUUCCUGGAAUUAGUGACAUCUGAGCUACUUUUUCAGAAGUUCGUGUAAUAAUAAACUUGCAGUUUUGCAGCCUACUACUUCUGUAGGGGCUGUAGUCAUUCUCUUUGCACAUAGUUGUUUUGUCAAGACAGAAGAUUAACUGAAUAACAUCCAUAUACAGUUUUUACAAGUCUCUAAACUGUGGUAUUUUAAAGUGUUAUUUGUUCUCUGAAAAUGAUGAAACAAAGCUUGUGUCUCAAGUAGAAGCAGUGAUUUGUUGAUCCACUAAACAGAACAGGGCUGUUCUGUUCUCCUACUUAGCAUGAAUGUUGACCAUAUUUAGCAUAAACUUCUCCCUUCCCUUCUUGCCUGUUCCACAUGUCUCACUGUGAGGGGCUAAAAUUAAAAACUUAAUGCUACAAGCUGUCAUAAUGUUUUCUUCUGUGGCUUCCAGCUAAGUUCUGACAUUUAAUGUUUAGAAUAGAUUUCCUGAAGUUUAACAGUCCAGACUUGUGUGAAAUACUUCAGCUCUCGAGAACCAGCAAUUUUUCUAUGCACAGAGAUUUUCAACAAAAUGGAAGAGGCUAAUUCAUGUUUUAGUCAUCAAAAUCAAGUAAUAGGUCUAAAAUAUAACUUCUACACUCUACACUUGUGUUAACAAGAUUUA
Messenger RNA from Rhea pennata, 3329 nucleotides. It is a transcript of the gene CDC16, whose product is annotated as cell division cycle 16. Lineage: Eukaryota; Metazoa; Chordata; Aves; Rheiformes; Rheidae. Gene Ontology annotation, cellular component: anaphase-promoting complex; cytoplasm. The transcript has 18 exons. The record is from RefSeq and is a predicted model, not a curated record. Gene Ontology annotation, molecular function: protein binding. Bases 126 to 1997 code for a protein of 623 amino acids. Gene Ontology annotation, biological process: positive regulation of mitotic metaphase/anaphase transition; cell division; protein ubiquitination.